GUAGUUUGAUUAAUUGUGCAGGAUCGCCAAUUUUCAAUUUUUCGCUCACUCGGAAAAGCUUUCCGCAUCAGUUUUUCGCACCUUUAUCGCAAGGAGCAUUUUGGGUUUUUAUCUUCUUCCGAUUGUGCUUCACGGCUUCGACCCGGGUUUCCAGGAAAUUAGUCGCGUUCGAGACAAGAAUCGGAAUGCCUAUAGGCGGUCUGAGUGACCCAACCUCUGGCGAAAUAUUCCAAAAUUUAAUAAUGGACGUGCUAAGGUCUCGUGACCUAUUUUAUAUGGCAGGAAAAAGUGAGUGUAAAAAAAUGGCAAAGUACUCGGCUUCGUAAUCAUUCAUAGAGUAGAGGGAGCGAGAAUUAAAAAAAAGACGCCUUCUCGGCCAUUCGAUAUUCAUAUUAGUUGCCGGAGUGAUGAAUGUUGUUGCGAAUCCAGGCCAAGUUUAGUGACCAGCUCGCGUGUAGCUGUGCCAAAGAAAAAGGCGAGGAUAACAUCAUUGUUCUGUUUAGGAACAAUGCGAGGGAAGUAAGAAGUGUAACAUUAGUAAGGAUGGGUGUUAAUGGCAAGAAAAACUGCCGAGACAAUCGGUACGGAAAUUGCCGUAUGUCCUGCGCACUGUGACAUCCAGGCACUACCAGUCUAGGGGAGGGGGGGCGAACAUUCCGUCGUUAGCAGCCAGUCGGGGAGGAUCAGUGUUAGCACGCACACGUGCAUGAUCAUAGUACGGUGACGGAGACACCUGACCAGCAAAGAGUGCAGAAAAACCUCCCUUUAAUUAUGCUGGGGACAGGGCUGGCAGGCUCCAAGUCUUGUCCAAUUGGAGACUGCUCAAGUAGAACAGACGAGGCCUGUACAAAUAUGCUCCGUCCUCGGGAGAUGGCAGGCGGGACUCCACUGGUGCAGGGCGCAGUCGCGCGCUUAAUCACCUUGCCCGCAGAAAUCUGACUGAGAAGGAUUGGUGUUUUGGGUAGGCGCGCACUCCGGUCUGUCUCGUGCGCGCGUGCUGUGUGUGUGUCCCCGAUGCAGUCCUGUCUGGAAUUCCAUCAUUCUAACGUGACAUUCCGACGGUAUUCGCCGUCUUCGCCGCUUCAACAUCCCGUGAAGGAAGAAGACCAGCUACACGAGCCCCACUUGGACAGCUGUUCCGUGUCGAGUUCUUGUGCAGGUGGGGUUACUCCCACUUCAUCACGUAGUUCUGGAAGUUUUUAUGGUGCACCUCACUGUUAUGUGCCGGGCAAAAAAGUUGAUUCGCUUAACAGUCUCCCCAGGCUAGGGAUGCUGGGAGGACAACACUCCAUGUAUCCGAAGGCUGCCUUGGUUUGGUCACCGACUUCGGAGACUCAUGCUAGUAAACCGGGAGGAUUGGCUGCUGCUGCAACACCGUCUCCUGGCCGGCCUGUGUCACCCGCUUCAUCCGGAGUCAUCCAGUGGAUGUCGAUGAUGGCCGAUCACGCACACAGCAGCGUCUCUACCCAUCACGACGUACACUACAUGUGGAACGGCGUGGAGACUAAGAUGAAUACUUCAGAUCAACAUAAUUCAUCUCCCUUGCAGAAAGGUGAGUACCAGAACCAAUGGAUAUCUCGUACAGACAAGAAGUGUUUAGGUCCUGGGAGCAGCGGAGAUGAAACCCGUUCCGGUGGCAUGGAUACCUCCCAGAUGCAUUCUAUGUACGGGAACAGGACAGGGGGCAAUAGCACCAGUCCACCCGUAUCCACCUCCAAUUCGGCUUUGCUGGUCGUGCCCCAGCCAAUCAAUGCGGCCAGCAAACCGCCCAGUUUAACUGCGACCAAUUGCACCGGCCGAAAAUACCAGUGUAAAAUGUGCCCCCAGAUCUUUGGCUCCAAGGCAGACUUGCAGCUACACACUCAGAUUCAUAUGCGUGAGGCCAAACCAUACAAGUGUUCCCAAUGCUCCAAGGCAUUUGCCAAUUCUUCGUAUCUGUCGCAACACACACGUAUUCAUCUGGGCAUCAAACCAUACCGUUGUGAGAUCUGCCAAAGAAGGUUCACCCAACUGUCUCACCUGCAACAACACAUCCGGACACACACAGGUGAUAAACCGUACAAAUGUCGACAUCCGGAAUGCAACAAGGCUUUUUCUCAACUGUCCAACUUGCAGUCUCAUUCCCGGUGCCACCAAACCGACAAGCCCUACAAAUGUAACAGUUGCUACAAAUGCUUUGCCGACGAAGCUAGUUUAUUGGAACACAUCCCGAAGCACAAAGAGUCCAAGCAUCUCAAGACUCACAUAUGUCAGUUUUGUGGAAAAUCUUACACCCAGGAAACGUACCUGGCUAAACAUAUGCAGAAACACGCCGACCGUUUGGAGAAGCGGGGUCUUCAACCUUCUCAUCCCACGCUCCCACCAGUUUCGGCCACGCCCGUCAAAGCACCGACAUCCGAAAAUUAUUGGGCUAAACCGUCUGCCAACAGCAACCUGGGUGUCAACGAGACUACGUCUGCUCCACAUCCCCAUCAACACGUUUCGGAUGCUUGCUUGCAUUCCAGCCUAAGCGAGCCCAGGCUUCACUUGACGUCACGUGAUCUGGACCAUCGUCAGUUGCUAGGAAACACGAACGGACGUGAUCAUAGCGAUCUGAGUCAUCUGGCUGGCAGUCAGAUGGCCUACGAUGGCUCCAAUCUCAGUAGCCCCACCAGCAAGACGACGUCUGCCUUUACACCCAUCCAAACGGGGAUAAUGUCCAUAUCUUCUGGAUCCCAGCUUUCCAUGGCUGGUUCGUCUCGUGCCUAUUUCCCUUACGAACCAAUCAACAUCCCCAAGAACCCAACCCCGAUGGUGUCCAUGGAAUCCAAACCAUCUCACAGUAGUUUCCCCAAUCAGUUAAUAUCUCUGCAUCAGAUCAGGAAUUAUGCCUCAAUGCCCAGUGUUUCAGGAGGAGAACACCCCAUAACAGUAAAGGACAAAAGUCAGCAGUAGAUAAGGGUGAUAGCCAGCUACAAAGAAUGUUCUGUGUUAAAAAACUAAACUGUGGUAUAUACACCGAAGAGUGCAAUAAAUGUGAUUAAUGCUACCCGGUUUAGCGAGGUAGCAUCGAUGUAAGUUGCCUGAUGGUAUUAUUUUUUUUCUUUUCAAAAAAGAAAAAAAUAAAUAAAAGACAAUAUGGCACUUGGCUCCUCGGAGCAUCUUCGUAUUGUGAUUCGCAGAUUUCAAACGGAAGCUCAAAUAAAAGCCAAAGUUAUAAACAAGACUGUCGAGAACUGAUUGUUCGCACGAUGGUGUAAAAAAUCGGUCAUCUGUCAUGCCUAAUAUCGCUGUUUCAUUUAAAUGGCAUAAAAAUUAGUUGCAUUUGCAACAUUCUGUGAUGUGAGAACCCCGGACAUUGCUACGAGGGUUCCAGGAAUUGAGCAAUAGAGCAUGACACUACCUGGUGCCUUCGUCUCGAAAUAUGUCAGCACAAACUUUGUUAAUCGUUUCAUCAAUCGGCAGACAUAUCUAGUACGCAUGAGGCAUUCAGGCAUUUCAUCACUACAAAUGAUAUAAUCUCAAAUUAGUUUUUCGGCCAGAAAAAAAAGUCAUUUUUCUGUGGUGCUAAAGUACAACAGACACCAUUAGUUUAUAGUAGUUCAGAUGUAGGUACAGGUAGUGAAGUUUUAGCCCUACACACUACCCUGAUGACGUACAACGGGGCAUUGCUCAUUCUAUCGGACCAGUACAACGUGUGAAUUUAGAUGUCUUAGCACACAUUAUACCAAUAAAUUGCUCACAUAAAUCCCUGGUUACAAUUAGUUGUGACCAAUACCAGCCAAAGUAUCCGUAUGUUUAGUGUUCACCACCCGGGUUUUUGUGAACGGAUGAUACUCUAUACUGCCUUCCUAGGUUACAUGUUCGCGUAUUGUGUGUACGUUAGGUUUGUAAAUUAGUUAAUCCCUGUGCUCUACAGUGAGCGUGUUGUUGUCCACAGUCUUUGGGACUACACCGCUAGCCACUACCCUGCACCUUUUCGGCUUGAUAGCAAUUGCUCAAAAUUAACCUCACCGAUGCUUUUUUAGAAUCUAAAAAGUGUAGAAACCGUACGAGAAUGGAAUACCUGGUCAUUUCUGUCUCCCUUAUAUCUAUAAAUAAUGAAAAAUAAAUAAAUAAAAGUGAAUAUUUGUGUAUUGUGAUCCGAAUCGAGAAUUAACAGGGUAUAAUUAGCUGCUGUCCUAGAGUCCACGAGGCUUUUAAACAAUUGGUUCUAUUUUAACAUUCCUGAUUAGUUGGAGAACGUGUUUAGCUAGUUGGAGUGAAAAGAGAUGGGAAAGCCUCAGGUUUCCAUACAGUAGAUGAUGACAUUCCGUACAAGAGCAGUAGAGACUGCGGCGCGGACAAAAAUAUCAUAAACUGUGGACAACGACAUGUCAAGCAUGGAAUGCAAUAAACGGGAUGUCCCCGAAUGGUGUAGUUUUGUACAUGUGUACACAGUGUCAAACACUGUCUAAAACAGCAUUAAAAAAAAGGCGAGACAUUGUGAGAACGAACGAUGGCAUAAAAUGCCAGUGUAUUGUUAGAAUGUGUGUAACGUAUGGUUUUAAUUUGCACUGUAUGUACAUAUAAAAAUUACAAAAAAAAACAACUUUUCCAUGUAUAUGCAAGGUAGAGGGCUUUCAGAUAUUUCUCUUGCCUGCUAGAGCAGCGUUUGUUUUUUCUCCUUGUGAUAGGCCUGCCUGUUAGUGGUCUUUAUUUGAGUAGACGAGUUAGGAACUGGUCUCCACUCAACCUUAUUUAGAUACUGCCUCAUUCGGCCGAAAUUUAGUGUACGAAAGACGAAAGAGAGAGCGAGAGAGAAGCUGACCAUCUACACAGUAGGUGUCGACUCGUUUGGUAGAAGUGCCCAUAAAGUUCUAAUGGUUUCGGCAUUUAGAUGAGGAUCGACCAUUUCUUUCAAAAAACGCAAAAAAUAAAUAAAAAAAUAAUAAUAAACGAAACGCGCACUGGCUUCGGACUUACAUUCUCACACUGUAAGCUCCAUUUUUAAAUUGUGGUGUUUGAUUUAAUGAUUCUGUUGAACAAUUCUUCGCGCACCAUCCAUAAAAAAAAAACAAAAUGUUGUCUAUGUAUAGGCUUUAUGUUAGUAUCAUUUAAGAGAAUAUAUAACGCGAAAAAAAUCUCUGUCCUUUGUAUUUUUCUGUUAAUUGCCAGUGAACCCUGUUAGUAGUGAUGAUGAUAUUCUGAAUUUUCCAAAAUAUUAAAAUGAGUUGUCCAUGCUAUGACGUUUUUUCUUGUUUU
Messenger RNA from Centruroides sculpturatus (bark scorpion), 5223 nucleotides. RefSeq names its product zinc finger protein rotund-like. The transcript has 5 exons. The record is from RefSeq and is a predicted model, not a curated record. Gene Ontology annotation, molecular function: RNA polymerase II cis-regulatory region sequence-specific DNA binding; DNA-binding transcription factor activity, RNA polymerase II-specific. Gene Ontology annotation, biological process: regulation of transcription by RNA polymerase II; central nervous system development. The coding region runs from base 1015 to 2934 and encodes 639 amino acids. Gene Ontology annotation, cellular component: nucleus. Lineage: Eukaryota; Metazoa; Arthropoda; Arachnida; Scorpiones; Buthidae.